AUGAAUCUUGACGGAAAGUUCGUUAAAAUGAAUCUUGAAGAUCAUGGGAUGGGUCAUUUUAGUAUUCCUGAUGAUACUCCCCGAGACCGACCUUGGAGGAGGGUGAGGCAAAGAGGAAGGGGACCCGAAGGAGAUGACCCGCCAAUGGUACUGACCGGGGAGGAGUUGCCCAUGGACCCUUAUAGUGUUGCGCAAAGAAGAUUUGAAGACAAUUUGGCAAGGAGUGCCAACUACACCAAUAUGAGUCUGGAUCAUCUUAUGGCGCAAAUACAUGUCACACGAGCCACUCAUUUUGGAGAGUCAUACCCUUAG
Lactuca saligna is the source of this 312-nucleotide messenger RNA. Lineage: Eukaryota; Viridiplantae; Streptophyta; Magnoliopsida; Asterales; Asteraceae. The record is from the annotation of a GenBank genome assembly.